CAUAUUAAUGAUGGCAAUGAUAAUCAAGAUACUGAUGUUAGUGGAAGUGGAGGUGAUGGAGAAAGCGAAAAAAUAAAAGAAGACGUCACAUAUUCUUUGAUUGGAUUAGAAACAGAUAAUCCACGGAUGCGUAUCGGUAAUAUGUAUUUUAAGGGAGAGUACGAUGAAUCGAUUGGAACCGAUCUCGUGUUUUGUCAAGAGCCUGAAAAUGUAUGUGAUUUUACCGAAGUGGUUAACGUUGCUAGACAAUACAUUACAAAUACGCGCCUUAAAGUUUCACCUGAGGAUGAAGCACCAUUUAUCGUAGAUCAUAAAGAGACAGAAAAAGACAAAGCAUUUGUUCUAUGUCCAUACUUUCCUAGCCGUAAAAAUCCCAAGGAAACGUGCCAUUCAGGUGAUCAUCCUGAAAUUAUUUGUAAAGCAAAUGUGGACUUACUGAGUAAACGUCGGAGUUUAGACUUCUAUUCCAUAGCAAUUAAUUAUGGGGCAUGGGAAACUGGACAGUCACAAAAUAAAUAUGUACAGGAAUGUCAUGCUCAUGUUCAUUUGUAUUUUACUACAAAUGCUUGGAAUGAGGUGAAGAAAAAAAUAAGUGAUUUGGAUAUUUUACUGAAGUUUGAUGUUAGGGACUUCUCCGGGCCGAACUAUUUGCUUCAAGAUUGUGCUGAGUUGGAAGAUAAAAGGCUACGACCUGCAGAACAUCUUUUAAUGCUGAAUGCGGUUUCUAAUUUAUCACUAGCUGUUGAAAAAAUUGAAGGGAACCUCAUUUAG
Dentiscutata erythropus is the source of this 771-nucleotide messenger RNA. NCBI's taxonomy places the organism in Eukaryota, Fungi, Glomeromycota, Glomeromycetes, Diversisporales, Gigasporaceae. The record is from the annotation of a GenBank genome assembly.